AUGAAGUUUUUUCUCUCGACUUUGCUGGCCUUUGGCUAUGCCCAGCAAUCCUGUACUGUCUGUAGCGAAACGAUGAUUGAGCGGAAUAAGCCUCUAACCAUAACUAAUCCAGCGGAUCUUCUACCAAACAAGGGCUGCUGGGAUACAACCGACGCCGCAAAUUUCGGAACGGAGAGCUGUUCGAAAUGCUACGCUCUUUUUUUCAAUACCCGUGGUUCUGAUAACAUUGGUGAUGACUUCUACGUUCUUCACGCUGAGCGGGGCUGUGUUCACGAGAGAACCAUGGUAGGCCGAAAUGUGACAUCCUUCCCCAGCGCAACUGAGUGCAUUCCUAAAAAUGGCGUUCAAUGCACCAUGACACUGACAGAGGAAAGCUUUGGAAACUUCGGCAACAUUCAAGCGCUAUAUGCAGUUGGUACUGCGGCUGAUACCCUUAGUAUUGGACAAGCACUUAUCAGCGUAAAUAAUCCUCUUGGAUUCGAUAGAUUUAAUCAGGCUCCUCUUCGUUGUCAUCAGUGCGAUUCUCAAUUCAGCGAGGCAAAUAACGCCUGUUUCCAAAACCCUCCACCUGCGUCGGACUGCGAGGAUUUCAACGCGACAAGCUGUUAUUCUGAGACUUCCUCCUACACCGCUGUCGAUCCGAAUACCAAUCGAGAGAGAACAUACUACUACGCAAAACGAGGAUGCAGCAGAGUGUCCUCCCAGCUCGCAGGAGUAACUCAAAUACGAGAGGAAACGAAAGAGCUCCCAGUCGUUCCCAUGGUCGUCGAGAACAAGAGUGUUACCAGACGCGUCAAAGUUGAGCACUGUGCCACCGCCAGCUGCAACAAAGCUCGAAUGGACUACAUUUCUACCAGCGAUGAAAGAAAAAUGGUAGCAUCUGCGAUCUUCUUUAUUUUCAGCCUCAUGAUAUAG
Molecule: messenger RNA, 915 nt
Organism: Oikopleura dioica
Lineage: Eukaryota; Metazoa; Chordata; Appendicularia; Copelata; Oikopleuridae
Source: the annotation of a GenBank genome assembly